CUUACUGCGGGAUAUUACAACUUAUGUGAUAGGGAUGGAUACAGACCCAUAGCAAGGAUGCUUUCCCGACACAAUGCUAUUUUAAAUUUUACUUGUCUUGAGAUGAGAAAUAAUGAGCAACCAAUUGAAGCCCACAGUGGAGCUGAGGAACUUGUCAAGCAGGUUCUUAGUGGCGGCUGGGCGGAGAAGAUUGAAGUUGCAGGAGAAAAUGCACUCGCAAGAUAUGACCGUGAAGCUUAUGACCAAAUCCUUUCAAAUGCUAGACCGAACGGUAUUGCCAAAUUUGGCCAUCCAGCACUAAAAAUGUAUGGCGUGACAUACCUCCGUUUAUCAGACAAGUUAAUGAAGCAAAGAAACUUUGACGUAUUCAAAGCCUUCGUGAAAAAGAUGCAUGCAAAUUUGGAUUACUGUUCCGAACCGGAGACGUACUAUCAUUUCACAGAACCUAUGGAGCGAUCAAAGCCAAGGAUUCCAUUAGAGUUUCUUCUGGAAGCAACCGAACCAUUGGAGCCUUAU
Messenger RNA from Vigna radiata var. radiata (mung bean), 516 nucleotides. RefSeq names its product beta-amylase-like. Gene Ontology annotation, biological process: polysaccharide catabolic process. The annotation marks the transcript as partial. The record is from RefSeq and is a predicted model, not a curated record. NCBI's taxonomy places the organism in Eukaryota, Viridiplantae, Streptophyta, Magnoliopsida, Fabales, Fabaceae. Gene Ontology annotation, molecular function: beta-amylase activity. The transcript is spliced from 3 exons.